GGCUCGAGUCGACGGGAGAGCAACGGGAGUGCGAUGAUACUACAUCAUUUGUUGCGCGUCUCUCACAGCACGCCGCCGCGUUCUCCAGACGGGCGCGGCCCCCCUCUUCCCCUCGUUCGAAUCGAAGGAUGAGUGGGUUCAAUCCGUCUCUCCCUCCUCGCCGCAACAGGAUUUCCUUGAUGUUUCUCGCGACCUCUCGCCCCGCCACUUCUCCCCACAGGCACUGUGCCUAAUCCCGGACUCCCAAAUUGAUCGAUACGCACUGGAAAGGAAUCAUUGUAGGCGCGUCUGGCGACUUGCAAAUCACCAGGAUUGACUUUUAGCGCGUCCUUCCACGGGGUAAUUCUUUAAUCCUUCACCGAUCCAGCACUCCGUGAGUGUGCUGUCACCAACAUCCACAGCAGGACCUUUCGAUCUUAGCAGCCUGUGUGAGGUGCGAUGAUCUUUGGAGACGAGAGACGGACUGCAUUGGCUGAGCACAGGGACACAUUCAUUGCCGAAACUUCUCGUGGACCGGCCGAAUCGUGCAUGCAUCUGUUUGCAUGGUCUGAGAUCUCUAAUCCCAGUAUUAUGGUCAAUUAUGUUUGUUCUCACCUCCAGCACCAACGAGGGAUGAAGGGAAUUUACGUGACCGCUCGACUCGUAAUAUCGCGACCCGGCGAAAACCACCUGCUCUCGGAUGUUUCUUUCAAACAUUUACAAGUGCUGUCGUUGUGACGAGGCAUUCAUUAAUCCUCUCCACACAACAACCUUCGUUGUUGGUGCGUAGGUCUCCG
This is a messenger RNA of Marchantia polymorpha subsp. ruderalis, 776 nucleotides long. NCBI's taxonomy places the organism in Eukaryota, Viridiplantae, Streptophyta, Marchantiopsida, Marchantiales, Marchantiaceae. The record is from the annotation of a GenBank genome assembly.